Molecule: messenger RNA, 3796 nt
Organism: Mus pahari (shrew mouse)
Lineage: Eukaryota; Metazoa; Chordata; Mammalia; Rodentia; Muridae
Gene: Parp11
Product: poly(ADP-ribose) polymerase family member 11
Exons: 9
Coding region: 321-1316 (331 amino acids)
Molecular function (GO): NAD+ poly-ADP-ribosyltransferase activity
Source: RefSeq, a predicted model, not a curated record
AGUCGGGAGGUUCGAUGGUCCGAAGACGCCAGCUUGUGCCGGGGAGGGGGAGAAGGAAGGCUUCCGUAAAGGGUGCCUUUCGGUCCUUUCGCUCCCGGGGACCCUCGGCCAAAGCCCACCAUACCGACCCCACGGCUAGCCCCUCCCCCAGGCUCUCUCCGCUCGAUUUCGCACCGUUAUGUGGGAAGCGAAUCCGUGAAAUGGCCAAACGGGGUGAACAGUGCUGGAAGAAGAAAGAAGAAGUGUGCAAUAGCUAACGGGACAGUGGAGUUCACAGUUUAGGUCAUUGUCUUUAUUAUCUGACCAAGACACAUAAGAAGAUGUUUCACAAGACAGAGGAGUUCUUUCCCAAGAAGACCGACAGUGAUGUGGAUGACAUGGACACAUCGGACACACAGUGGGGCUGGUUCUACCUGGCGGAGUGUGGGAAGUGGCACAUGUUUCAGCCGGAUACCAACAUUCAAUGUUCAGUUAGCAGUGAAGAUAUCGAAAAAAGCUUCAAAACAAACCCUUGUGGCUCCAUUUCCUUUACUACUUCCAAAUUCAGCUACAAGAUAGACUUUGCAGAAAUGAAGCAGAUGAAUCUCGUCACUGGGAAACAGCGCCUAAUAAAAAGGGCUCCUUUCUCCAUCAGUGCCUUCAGUUACAUCUGUGAAAAUGAGGCCAUCCCCAUGCCAACCCACUGGGAGAACGUGAACCCUGACGUUCCCUACCAGCUGGUUUCCCUGCAGAACCAGACGCACGAGUAUAAUGAAGUGGCCAGUCUUUUUGGGAAAACAAUGGAUCGGAACCGAAUUAAAAGGAUUCAAAGGAUCCAAAACUUAGACUUAUGGGAGUUCUUUUGCAGGAAAAAGGCUCAGCUCAAGAAAAAGAGAGGUGUUCCUCAGAUCAAUGAGCAAAUGCUAUUUCAUGGCACCAGCAGUGAAUUUGUAGAAGCAAUUUGCAUUCACAACUUUGACUGGAGAAUCAAUGGUGUGCACGGGGCUGUCUUUGGAAAAGGAACCUAUUUCGCUAGAGAUGCUGCGUACUCCAGUCGUUUCUGCAAAGAUGACAUCAAGCACGGGAACACAUUCCAGAUUCAUGGGGUCAGCUUGCAGCAGCGACAUCUGUUCAGAACCUAUAAAUCCAUGUUUCUUGCUCGAGUGCUAAUUGGUGAUUACAUAAAUGGAGACUCGAAAUACAUGAGACCUCCUUCCAAAGAUGGGAGCUAUGUGAAUUUGUAUGACAGCUGUGUGGAUGACACCUGGAACCCAAAGAUCUUUGUGGUUUUUGAUGCCAACCAGAUCUACCCUGAGUACCUAAUAGACUUCCACUGACCCUGCCUCCCUGGCUCAGUGGUCAGAGCUUUGCUCUCUCAUUGCAGAAGGAUUUGGUCCUCUGUCUCCUAGCCGCUAAUAUAAAUAUUGGAUUCUUUUGAAACAGAUACAGAAAAGAAAGCGGCCUCGGUAUAUAAAGAAGUACUGGCUGUCAGGUUGGUUGUAUGUUGUUCUGUUUCUGUCUGUUCUGGUUUUGAAAAAAAGACCGAUGCUGUUGCCAUCUUAACAUACAGGAGAGAGAGAUACUUCUCAAAACAGAAUAGGUUGAGUCUCAUUACCAUGAUCAGGCAGUCUUCAAAGUUCACACGCAUGUGACCGGGUCAAAUGAUUUUAGUUUUUGUACCCUAUUAAGAGAACUGGCUCUUUAUAAAUUGAAUUUUGGCAUCAUUAUCUAUCAAUGAGCAUGUGAUUUUGUUGCUCUUCCGAAGGGGGAAUUAAAAAUCCCAAAACAGCCCUUGGUGCUCAGCAAAGUAAGAGACAAGGACAUUGUCUGCUGUGCUGGUAGGUAAGCCAGGGAAUAGAGACUGGGCAGAGCCUGCUUCCCACUGCUGGAGGAAGGCGGUCUGUACACACCAUUCUCACCCACCUCCCACAGUUGAGCUGAGCACUGCCCCUGAGGGUCACUAGCUCACAGCUCCGCCUCCAGGAGGCCUUGGUCCCUGCCCCAACUUAUUUAGUUCCUUUGUUUUCCAAGCCCUGCAGUGAUCACUUCUCAGAGGCUCUGUCUUCCCACAACCCCCGAGACACACAUAGCGGUUCCAUGAUGAUUCCUAAGAGCCACACAUGUUAGUAGCUGGCCUCAUUCUCUGUUGAAUGAUUGUGAAGAACAUGAAAUGCUGGGGAGAAGUGUGAUUCUUCUUAGAGUAGUGAUUGACAACUUCCAACCCCUGAGCAGCUCUGUACAACUGAGAGUUGUGCUUGUGGCUUUGUGUACCUGUCUGCCUGCCUGCCAUUCUGUCCUGAAGAGGAAGUGAUCUGUACCACCUAACUGCCCAAUGAUUUUCUAGCAGAGUUGAGAUAGCACUCAGGCAUGAUGCUAAGUGUUCAAGCAUCAGACAGGGAGCUGCCUGUAUGAUUGUCUCCCCAGCGCUGGUUUUUUCCAGGAUUCCUUGUGGGGAAGGUCAUAUCACCCAGAAUCUUUUCCUAAUUCUUAAUACUGAAUCUUGUCUCUGCUAUCCCCAUCCAGCUUUGGGAGCAAGGACAUGAGCACAGAUUAACUUCUAGUACCUGUAUUGUUCUCUUCAGUCACUCAAAUCGGGAAGCAUUUAGAAAUAAUGUAUGUGUGAAUCAGGAUUAUGGAUAGUGGUUUUUGUAAGGAUAGCAAUUCAUUCAGCUUCGUAAACCAUCAGAUUUUCCUUAUGGCCCAGAAUGUGUGUAAUCGUGCAGUGGGAAUUUCGUGAGCGGCACUCGGGAAAGCACACGUGCUUUGGCACACUGUGGCGGGAAUGAUUCCCUGGCUCAAAUCUGGAGGUCCACCAUUGGUUUAAGAGAGGCUAGAAAGGACACAUUUCAAAGCCAACAGUGGUCCCUACAGAAGUGCCUGAAGGCAGAGCAGCUAGGCUACCUGGCCCCUCACAAGAAUCAGUGUUAGAGGCAUUGUGAGUUCAGACCAGUCUCUCUUCUAGUUCUUUUCUCCUAGUUUUGUUUUGUUUGUUUGUUUAUCUGUUUGUGUGUGUGUGUGUGUGUGUGUGUGUGUGUGUGUGUGUGUGUUUCAAGACAGGGUUUCUCUGUGUAGCCCUGGCUGUCUUGGAACUCUCUCUGUAGACCAAACUGGCAUGCAAUGUGUUAAAGUCCCUCUUACAUGGCUGUCUGCCCGCCCUCCUCUGCCCCCCAGCUCCAUGCACACUCCUCUUAAUACUUGAAUGGAAUGACUGUUGUUGUUGAGGUUGUUUCCUUCUAGACUUGUGUAUCUGUGUCAAGGUGACUGAGAACACAGGCAGUCUGCGCAGUCACUCUCCCAUGUUGGCUUGCAUGAGGAAGGUGGGGGUGUGUCAGAGAGGCCACCAUAAGAAAGCAUUGCACUGCUGUUGUUGGAACAGACUGCCAACCCCCUUCGUAAGGAAGAAGUGAUCUCGGUAUGUGUUUUAAAAUAUAAUAACGUAGAAGUCCCUUGUGUUAAAAUUUUACUGUUUUGUCUGUUCCAUGUAUAGAAGAACAUCAUUCCCUCUGCUCAUCACAUGGAGUGGGAGGGAGAGCAAAGGGAAUCCGUGCAGAGUGGCGAGCUGUACCACAAGCUGGCUGAAUAAACUCCAUUGAGUACAAACUUGUCUUUUCUCUGCGGGGAGUCUAGCCUUGGGGUAAAAAUAAAUGUGUUUAUGGGAAAACAUUUUCUUGAAUCUUUUAUCUCCCACCAGGAAUGUUUGAGAUUAGUGGAUUAUUUCGUUUCAAGACUGGUGGUGGAGGUGGUGAUAGAGAAUUCUGAUAUUCAAUGUCUGAGUGUAUUGUUUCUACAAUUGUUGAUUAAAGUUUUCUGUAUCAGG